AGAAGAAGAAGAAGAAGUAGGGCAGGAUGGGUGCGCGUGUGGGGCGCCUGCUUUGGCGCUUUAAUGUGGAGAGUCGCGCGCACAAAGAAAUAAGCAAGAGCAAGCCGGAGCCCGCGCCAAGGCACGAGACGUUCAAACCAGGUCCUGUGGUCAGUGAGGAAAUCCACAGGAAGGACGACCCUCUGCUGUUUCGACUGAAGCAGCUUUAUGUGGAGUCUAAAGAUCCAGUGAAACAGACUGCAGUCGUUCCGGAACUGAAGAAAGUGGAGCGGCGGCCACUGAAGCACAGUUUUCCGGGAGAUCAUUUGGGAAUUGGUGAAAUUACGGACGUUCCUGUGGGAAAGAUCUCCAUCGUUGAGGCUCUGAAGGUUCUAAACGAUCAUAAACGCUCACCUCAAACGUGGACGCUGGAGAAGAUAGCGCAGGAUUACUCGCUGCAGCUGAAAGACGCUAAAGCACUCGUAGAGUUUUUUAUUCCAUUCGAGGUGAAAAUUAUUCCACCGAAAUCAGACAGGAAACAGAUUAAGAGCUCCUAAGGGUGAACAUGACCUCUGACCUGAUCUGAGACCUGGUCAGAUUCAGUCAGUAGACGCUGAUGAACAUUAAUCUUUAAUUGUGUAAAUUCUCAAAGACAGAAGUCAGUCUGAGAGACGCUGAGCAGCCUGUGAUGAACGUUAUUAAAAGUUUUUCUGUUUUAUGUUCAGUAAAGAUGUGAUGUGAAAA
Molecule: messenger RNA, 723 nt
Organism: Colossoma macropomum (tambaqui)
Lineage: Eukaryota; Metazoa; Chordata; Actinopteri; Characiformes; Serrasalmidae
Gene: ndufaf4
Product: NADH:ubiquinone oxidoreductase complex assembly factor 4
Exons: 3
Coding region: 27-536 (169 amino acids)
Biological process (GO): mitochondrial respiratory chain complex I assembly
Cellular component (GO): mitochondrion
Source: RefSeq, a predicted model, not a curated record